AUGUCGAUGCGCAUCGUCCCAUCCCACUCCAACGCCGACUCCUUCGCCCACACGUCGCACACCUCGUCCGCUCCCUCGGCGCCCGGGAUCCACGACACCCUCCGCCACGGCGUCGGCCCCUCCGUCUACGAUGCCCAAGCCAGCAAGCCUUCGUCCGCGCACCCCCUGGAAGCCCGCCUCAAGAACUGGGAGGCCACCCAGGAAGCCGUCCGCAUGGAAACCCUCCGUCGCACGUUUGGCAUCGCCGAGCCCGUGCGGCGGGGCAUGGAGCUCAAGAUCGUGAGAGACGGCGAGUGGAGACCCCUGGCGCUGGGUACCAGCCUGCCCAGCGUGCACGAGGACAUCUUGAGAGGAAAGGAGGACAUGAUUACUUGGGAGGACGUGUUUGCCGGUGAUGAGACGAGAGGGAUGGCUGGGUUCCAUGACGAGAUGGAGAAGAAGCUCAAGAUGCACUAG
This is a messenger RNA of Ustilaginoidea virens, 456 nucleotides long. RefSeq lists its product as uncharacterized. NCBI's taxonomy places the organism in Eukaryota, Fungi, Ascomycota, Sordariomycetes, Hypocreales, Clavicipitaceae. Gene Ontology annotation, cellular component: nucleus; cytoplasm. The transcript has 2 exons. Gene Ontology annotation, biological process: proteasome assembly. The coding region runs from base 1 to 456 and encodes 151 amino acids. The record is from RefSeq and is a predicted model, not a curated record.